AUGGAUUUGUUGGCGUGGGGUGACAAAGAAGCGGAAAUUGAAGGUGGUGGAGAAGAAAAAAUCGAUAUUGACAAUGCUGGUGGUGAAAUUUAUGGUGACUAUAUUGAUUUUCAUGGUGAAAUAUAUAUAUUUGGUAGUAAUAUGGCGGCAAUGGUAGUGGUUUCAUGGUGGUGUUCAGUGAAGAAGAAACAAUUGAAUGAUAUGGAGAAUGAAGCCUUAACUGAUCCUUGGUGGAAAUCAACUAUAGAUGAAGAGAUGAAAUCCUUGAAAAAAAAUGAUACAUGGGAAUUUAUUGAUUGUCCACCGGGAAAGAAAACAGUUGGAUGUCGAUGGGUGUAUACAGUAAAGUACAAAUCAGAUGAUAUGAUAGAACGAUUCAAAGCGAGAUUGGUGGCUAAGGGAUAUACUCAGACCUUUGGAAUCAACUAUACCGAAACAUUUCCACCUGUUGCAAAAAUCAACACAGUCUGA
Molecule: messenger RNA, 471 nt
Organism: Solanum stenotomum
Lineage: Eukaryota; Viridiplantae; Streptophyta; Magnoliopsida; Solanales; Solanaceae
Exons: 3
Coding region: 1-471 (156 amino acids)
Source: RefSeq, a predicted model, not a curated record